CACGGACACUGGGAACCGAGAGAGAAGACACUGGGGGCUGGUGGGGGAGCAGGAUGCAUUCGCAGGACAUCACCCCCUCUUCUCCAGAUGAGAUGCGCGCGCGCAGUCUUACGGGGACCCUGCCCCACGUGCCUCUUCCCGAGCAGGAGCCCCAGCCCAAGCCAGCCUCGCACUCUGGGGUUCGCUUGUUCCCCUGGAGAUUGGAUCCCAAAUUUGUUUGGUCAAGAAAGGCACAGUCUCCGUGUUACAAAACAAACACCAAGGCCCCUACAGUGAUUCAGGGGCUCUUCGGGUCAAAUGACCCUUUCAGACUGGAUGGGACCAGCCCGGAGAUGGUGCAGUGCUGGCCGACUGCUGGAGUUACCGUGUCCCCAGAAGCUAGGAGCCUCCCAGCCUUCCCUGCACCAGGCCGACAGCGCACGGGGGACCCGCCACCAUGGGCUGGUGGAGAGGCCCGCCAGGACACGCUUCCACCCGCUCCACCGACGGUCUGGGGACAAGCCGGGACGACAAUUUGAUGGUAGCACUUUCGGAGCCAGUUACUCCCCACAGCCUCUGGAUGAGAGUUGGCCAAGGCAACAGCAUCCUUGGAAAGAAGAAAAGCACCCUGGGUUCAGGCUGACCUCUGCACUUAACAGGACCAAUUCUGAUUCCGCCCUUCACACAAGUGCCUUGAGCGCCAAGCCCCAGGACCCCUAUGGAGGAGGGGGCCAGUCGUCCUGGCCUGCCCCGUACAUGGGUUUGUGUGACGGUGAGAACGAUGUGCACGGGGAAGUGCUGUCUUUCCCUGGCCCAAUGAAAGAAGAGAAUCUGCUCAACGUCCCCAAGCCACUGCCCAAACAGCUGUGGGAGACCAAGGAGAUGCAGUCCCUGUCAGGGCGCCCUCGGUCCUGUGAUGUUGGAAGCGGCAGUGCCUUUCCACACAACGGUCAAAACAUAGGCCUCUCACCCUUCCUGGGGACCCUGAACACCGGGGGGUCACUGCCGGAUCUAACCAACCUCCACUAUUCCGUGCCUGUGCCAGUCUCGCUGGACACCAGUGACCACAUCUUCGGUAGUAUGACCAUGGGGAAUAGUGUGGGGAACCUGCCAGCCGCCAUGACUCACCUGGGCCUCAGAAGCUCUUCCGGCCUCCAGGGCUCUCGGAGCAACCCCUCCAUCCAGGCCGCGCUCAGCAAGACUGCACUUCCGUCCUCCGCCAACAGCCACCCGCAGACGGCCGCCCCCAGCGCCACGGCCCUGCACCCGUCCCUGCGGCUCUUUUCCCUCAGCAACCCGUCUCUCCCCACCGCGGCCCUGAGUGGCCCUGCGCGGCGGCGGCAGCCCCCGGUCAGUCCCCUGACCCUCUCCCCAGGCCCCGAGGCGCAGCAGGCUUUCUGCAGACAGCUGUCGGCCAGCAGCCCGCCAAACCCCUAUCCUGCCGCCCAGAUGGUGCCUUCAGAUCGGAGCUCGCUCUCCUUCCUGCCCACAGAAGCUCAAAGCCAGGUGUCCCCGCCGCCCCCUUACCCCACCCCCCAGGAGCUCCCCCAGCCCCUCCCGCAGCAGCCCGGCACCCAGGAGCCACCCACCCAGCAGCCCCAGGUGGCCCCCUCCCUGUCUCCCUCCGGCUUCCAGCUCCUCACCGCCCAGGGUUCACCUGUGACCAGCUUCUUCCCCGACGUGAGCUUUGACCAGCAGUCCAUGAGGCCAGGCCCGGCCUUUCCUCAGCAGGUGCCCCUGGAGGAACAGUGUCCGCGAGAACCACAGGACGCCUUCCACUUGAGACCAAACCUGUAUUCCAACUGCGAGAAUUUCCCGAACACCAUCCUGACAGAAGACUCGAGUACCAGCGUGUUCAAAGACCUCAGCAGUGCGCUGGCGGGCAUGCCCGAGGUCCGCCUGCACACGAACACUCCGUUUCCUCUGGAGGAAGAGCUCCAGAUCGAACCCCUGAGCCUGGACGGACUCAACAUGUUAAGUGACUCCAGCAUGGGCCUGCUCGACCCCUCUGUUGAAGAGACGUUUCGGGCCGACCGACUGUGAACAGAACAAACCAGGACCAGGAGAACUUCCCUCUGAAGGAGCCGAAAUAGGACGGCACAGAAUGGAGCCAGCUACCCCACCCGCCCACCGGCUUGAGUUAUCUCGGCCUUCUGACACUGAAGGAGCCAUUUCGUGACUCCUGCUUUGCGUCCCCUACGCAGUGGCCUGUUCUAGACCAGAGAACCAUGCACAGCCUCUCAGGCCUGCGGGCGGCGAGAGUUAUGCGCUGUAGGCCCGCUGCCCUGGAGCCUCCAACGACUCGGUCAUGACUGUGACCAGCACGUCUUUUUCUCCGCCCUCUAGUCAGUCCAUGUUUUGCAAGUAGAAAGAACCCUAUGACGGGGGCAGCGAUCGCCUGGUGCUGUGCCCAGAACCACUGAUGUCAGCCAACACUGAAGAAUGGCCCCGAGUGGAGGCGGCCAGGGGCCGAGGGCCUUCAGGAGCUGGCUCAGCUGAGCGACGGCCUCACAGCACCGUGAUGCCACCCCCCCUCGCCUUCUGGCCAGGCACCUGCCAGCAGGUGGCGGCUGGUCCCGGGGCGCAGCGGAGGGCCAUGAUCUCCGAGAUGCCUUCACUCCAAUAUGAAGAAUUCUUCCCACGAUUUCAAGCACGAACCUGAGUUUCGCAAACCGAACACUCAUUUGUCUUCUCCAAGUAUGUAAUCUCCUUUCUGCUGCUUCAGGACACCUUUUCCUGUGGACAAGGUGGGAGAGGGAGGACUAUUUCAUUCAGUCACUGAAAACAAACAAAAGUCCCCUGGUAAUGGACGAGUCUGAGAAGAGGAGAGUGCUUCCUCUUGGCAGCUGGAGCAGAAAGCAAGGAGGGCAAGACACGUGAUGAUGUCUUCCACAGGAGCUCCAGACAGGUGCCGGCCUCCCCCUCUGUAGACCAGCGGGAGGGAGCUGCUGGAGGUCUGAGCAGUAGGGGUGGGGGGUGGGGGGGCUUCUCUGUGCCGAGGGAGUGUGAAUGUAGCCCCGCUAGGCCACUAGGCCGUAAGCUCCCCGAGCGCAGGGACCAUCGUGCCUUAUUCGUUACCAGACCCUAGUUCCUCACAAGGGCCACCACUCCUUAGGGGCCGCGUCCCUGUGCAUUGAAUGCACGAACGAAGGAGCAGAGGAGCGAGUGAAGCGCCACGCUGCGAGGCAGCCUGAUCGCAUGUCCCGCUUCCCUGCCAAACCUCCGAGCUGUGGCUUUGUUGGGAACACUUGUGCCUGUUGAGCGUGCACUUUAAUAUGCUUUUAACACUAGGUGACCAAAUCCACGAUGAGACCGGGCACCCCGAUCUCCUCGAGGGUGUGCGCCCCAGCAGGUGGGCAGCGCCUGUCUUCUGAGCGCCACCGGAACUGUGGCCUUCCAAGCACUGGGGCCUCGGGGAGCCCCCCACCUCCAAAGAUCCUUUCAGAUGCAUGUUGCUUUCAAAAAAGACAUUCUUUUGAGAUCGAAGAAACAGUCUGCAGUAGAAGGAAGGCCUAAAUCAUGAAGCAAUCGUUAGUCAUUAGUACCUUAGCAUAAAGUAGUGUUAGUAGGUUUUCACCACUGCCGGCCUCCUGACCUAGCCCCUGGCCACACACCUGACGGGUAGGUUUGAACAGCACCUCUGGGGACAGGCCUGGGUAAUGGGGCAGAACGUGGGCACUGCAAGAGGGGACGGGCGGAGAUGAGCCCUGAAGGAGAGAUGAAAGACGCUGGAACUUUUGCCAGGACAGCCAUGGCCCUGCCAGGAGACGCCCACAGAGUCACUGAAGGUCGCCGGACUGCUCUCCACAGCAGCAAGGCGGCCCCGCGCCUCAGGACGAGCGGAGUCUGUAAUGGGAUCCGGCCUGUUAACCUCCGCAGACCUCAUCCCAUUUCUGUUCCCAGAGGGAUCACCUCACCCGCAGUCUUUCAAAUAACCCUGACGGCACCUUAGCUCUGCAUCCUGCCAUUGAAUUAGGAAGUGCCCCCAAGGUCUUUGCCGGAGCUCCAAGCCCCCUUCCCACUUGCACACUGAGGACCUCAGGAGGGGGUGACACUUUGUGAAAGCAGAAGCCCUUUCCCUCGAUGCCAUGCCACCGAGUUCCCAGCGAGCCAGAGAAGCCAGCUCCGUGCUGCCUGCCCUGUGCCAGAGGUCCCCCGAAAUCUGACCUGGCCGCUCUGACGGGGAUCGUAGAUCAGUGCCCAUGCUAGGAGUUUGGGGUUUUUUUUUAGGUACCAGCAUAACCCACUCUUUGUGCAGUGCCUUACCCGUGGGGCUGGGGGCCCUAGCCCUCUGUCUGCAAGGCAGUCCUGCCUUCUAGCGGGAUGCCUGGGAUGCCCGGGCCCCUCAUGGUGCCUAUCUGCCAUCCCUGGGGCAUUUUCCCUAUAACUGGUGCAGAGGUUCCCAGGAAAAGUGACUUGUCUGGAGGAGCAUAAUGAUGACAAGGUUUAGCACUGAACUAAAUUUGUCCUUCAGUCCACCAGCCCAGUCUUUUCCCAUGAAAAGGUUUCGGGCAUUAUACAAUCCACCUUGCUUAGCCAGUCUCAAGGACACCCACGGACAGGUGUCCCUCUGACCUUCAGCACCUCUGACCUUCAGCGCGUAAGCCUGCACUCACCGCUGCCUUUCCAACAAACCAGGCCAGGCCCUCGGCAUCUGAAGCGGCUGCCUACGUCAGAGUGAACUAUCUUCCGAUAUUUAGUCUCGUUACAGGAAACCGACGGCUGUACUACUAUUCUCAUUUAUUAGCAGUUAAACAGCAUAGAGCUAAAACCCUGUCUGUGUUCCAUUUUUUUUCCUUUCCAUUAUGGUUGUGGUUUUUAGGACACACGGUGUUAGGAGAAACAUUUUGAUCACGUCAAGACCAACCUGAACUCUCCUUUGUCCGGUCUCACGUCCCCUGAGUCUACUGUACCUUAGCCGAGCUGAAGCCUGCGCGCCAGCCAUCCGCACAUCCGGAGGCCUCCCCGGCUCUGCCUCCCGCUGGCUCUGUCACGCGGAGACGGUCCGUGGCUUGGCGGAGGAUCCCUCACAGCAACUAAUCUGACUUCCUGCCAGUGUCCUAACUCCCAGGUCCCUUGUUAAACAAUAUUUAAAGAUUGAAAUUUGUAUAAAGUAGCUUCCAAGUUUUAUAAUACGUCGUUUUACAUCUUUCGUAAUUAAAAGCAGCACAAUAAGGUUGUA
Suricata suricatta (meerkat) is the source of this 5161-nucleotide messenger RNA. RefSeq names its product CREB regulated transcription coactivator 3 (gene CRTC3). The record is from RefSeq and is a predicted model, not a curated record. The transcript has 15 exons. Gene Ontology annotation, cellular component: nucleus; cytoplasm. Gene Ontology annotation, molecular function: cAMP response element binding protein binding. Gene Ontology annotation, biological process: positive regulation of transcription by RNA polymerase II. Lineage: Eukaryota; Metazoa; Chordata; Mammalia; Carnivora; Herpestidae. Bases 298 to 2022 code for a protein of 574 amino acids.